UUUAGCAAAAGAAAUAGAAGGAUCUUGACGCAAGCAAAGAGGAACCUUACUUGAUAUAUAGGUGGUGUAUUAGCGGUACAGUGGGCGGGGCCAUGAAUCGAUCACACACAAACUGGGAGGUGCGUAGACAGAAAAACGGAGGUAGUGAGUGGAGCUGCGCUCCAGCAGUCGCGCUCUGACCGUGGAUUUACGCAGCGCGCUCCUGCAAACACAAUUCCUGCACUACUACUUUCCAAAUCUCAGAGUAGACACUUUUCCACGAGGUUUUAUUUUUAUUUGGAUAAACACCUAAUUAAAAAGCCAACCUAAGCGAGAAAUACACGACUGCUCUCUAAGGGAGGGGAGAGCUGAGCUUGAACUUACAGCAGCUUUAUGGCUUUAUGGGUCUCCCUAACAGCCUAGCUGUCAUAUGCUGGUCCCUGGAGAAGAUGAGCUUCUUUUGAUGUUUGGGACCUAUUCCUUAUUGCCACAUUGAUCAGCCUCUUUUAAUGCCAUAAACAUGACCAACAGCAGUAACUGCACUGUGGGUCAUGAUGGCAACCCCGCAGUGAGCAUCAUCAUGUUUUUAGCAGGGGUGGUGGGAAACCUUGUGGCACUCUUCAUCCUUGGAAUUCACCAGAAGGAACACAGAUCCAGGUCCUCCUUGUUCUGCAUCCUGGUUACUGGUUUGGCUCUCACGGACCUGCUGGGCACCUGCCUCCUCAGCCCACCCGUGUUUAUCUGCUAUGCCCAAAACAUGUCCCUUAAGGAUCUGGGAGGUGAGAGCCUGUGUAACCUCUUUGGCUUCGUCAUGAGUUUCUUCGGCCUGGCCCCCAUGCUCAUCCUGUGUGCUAUGGCAGUGGAGCGCUGCCUGGCCAUCAGCCACCCGUACUUUUACUCGGUCCACAUCCGCCGCAGCUUCGCCAAGUUCUCACUCUUCUUCAUAUACCUCUUUUCUUUGGUGUUUUGCCUCCUGCCGUACAGUGGCUACGGCAAAUUCCGACAGUACUGCCCUGGAACAUGGUGCUUCAUUGAUAUGGAUGCUGAAGAGGAGGACAAGUCAUUGCUGGUCUUUUCCUUGUCCUACUCCUCCAUCAUGGCACUGCUGAUCCUCGUGGUGUUUGUUUGCAACGGGUCAGUGAUUUUUAGCCUGUGCCAGAUGCGACGCAGCCAGCUGGUCAGACGUGGCUCAGUGGCAUCGACAGGGAGGAAGAGGAAGAUGAGCAUGGCCUGGUUCAAACAGGGGGAAGAGGAGAUCGACCACCUGGUUCUGCUGGCGCUCAUCACUGUCAUCUUUGUGGUGUGCUCCGUGCCGCUGACUAUUGUUGGCUUUAUCAAUGCCUUUAAUCCAUUCAAAGAUGACGAACAGCAUCUGACCGCUUUCCGAUUCUACGCCUUUAACCCCAUCGUGGAUCCCUGGGUCUUCAUCAUCUGCCGCAAGUCUGUGUUUCGCCACCUGUGCUCCCUUCUGAGCUGCCACUUCAGCAAAGGAGCUGUGAAGGCAACAGCACACUGCGCUUUGUCUCUACCACUUGAUAACACCAUAACGUGCAGCCCCUUGGCGUGACAUGGACUAAGUCACUGAAACUCUUGGCUGUGAAGGACAAAGUAUUUGUGGCAGCAGGUUUACCCAGUCUGCAUCUGAGGCAUUGCAGCACUGAAACAAGAUGCACUCCACCUACAAUUUAAGGGAACAAAGGAGAAACAUUUAUUUGCGAUACCUCUGGAUGAAAUGACUACCCUGUGUUGCUUUUCCACUGAUCCAUGGAACCUUUUCUGUGUUGAAAGGAUCAUUUUGUCAUUAAUCAAAGCCCACAGACUUUAUAAAUACGAUGUAUCCAACCAUAUAUAGCCAAUAGAAAUAGUCAACAAAGUCUAAAGACAUUAGAUGAAGCUAUAUGGACAUUCAUGAAUGUAUAUUGUGUAUUUCUCUCUAAGUCAGUGAGCAUUUCUUAGGGAACACAGCAAGACUGUUUCUCUUCUGUGCAGCUUUCAAGUGUGAGCCAUCUGUUUCUCUCAGUGCAAAGAUCCAUUUCACUUUUCUGUGAAAGAUUACUACAUUCAAAGAGGGAGAAGGAGCUUCAUCUAAUGCAUCUUCUCCACUGGUCACCUCCUCCUCAUGUAAACUAUCCCAACCUAAAACAGGCCUUAAUCCAAAAGCAUGACUGCUGUGAUGCGAGUGGUCCAUUUAAGGCUCGACUUUGGCACAGCUUUGCUUCAAGUGAAGUGCCAUUGUCAGCAAGUCAAUGAGGCUCAGCAGAAUGUGUGCUAACAAUCCACAACAUUUCAUAAAACAUGUAUUCCUUCUGAUCUAAUACGCGUUUUCAUCUUUGUCUUGUCAGCAUGAUUUAUCCCAAAAAUCUUGUGAAAGAUAUUCUGUGCUGAAGCUUAAAAGGUUUCCUUUCAAUAUAGCAUUGAUUUUAGUUUUUCUGCUGUUUGAAUUUGAAAAGUUUGCACUGUCUAACUUAAGUGCCAGUUAAAGAUCGUAAAUAUUUUCUUUAACUGGCUACCAGAACAUGUUUAAUGCUACAGGUUUGUCUUCUCUCUGUCUACAUCACUGCGUUGCAUAUUUUUAAAAUAACUUGCAUUAUAGUCACUAUAUUGCAGCUCACUGUUUUGGAAGAAAUAAUAUGAGCUAAAAAGUCACUUAAGAAAACAAAAUAAUGCAGACAGAACUUUGUUCACAUAGAUAAUUUUAUCCAGCCUAAAACCUAAUUCUUAAAAAUGAUUUUUUUUCCAAGUAUAAAGAACUACACUUAUGAAAGUAACACGCUUGUGGACCAAACUGCUGGAAUAAGUAACAACAGCAUCUUGUUUGGGAGUUAGUUUUAUUUAAAAUGAGCACUUUGAAUUAACAGGAGCCUCACUUCACCAUAUUUACCCAUGAGGCUUUUUGCAACAUUUUUAAAUGGUUUUUGAGCUUUUGAGACUCAUGCGAGAGGCUGCUUCUUUUCUGGUGGAUAUGCCGGGGCUCUUGUCCAUUACCUCUUUCCUGUUCUCUUUGAGCUUCAUAAUUUUCAUCCAACGUUUCCACUAGUGACCCACACCACACUUCAUUUGCAAAAAUGCUAAGACCCUUGAUUUAGGUGAACUAGAGUUCACCUCUUCCAUCUGCACCUGAGUUUAAGGUUAACUUUAACUUACCAAACAAAGUCUAAAAAAUCUCUGGUAUGAAGCAAACACCCUAGAGUGAAAGUAUUUCAAGAUGGAUUUGAUUUAUGAUUUUAAAGAUUAAGAUAAAAGGUAAGACACAGUAUAUACAGUGUGUUUAGGUGGAAAUAAAAUACAAAAAUUUAAAUAAAUCAGCCACUAAAGUUGAAACUUUUUCUUUAGUUAGAUGUGCUGGCCUCCUCUGUCAUAAAUCCUUUGUUAAAAGACUUUUUCCCAUGGGUCAUACCCCAAAACGGCUCUCAACUCAACACCCACAGGCCAGUUUUACUUGGUCGGUGACUCAAAGGUAAAGAAUCUUGUUCCAUUUCUACCCUAGAAACACGACUGGGGUGGGUAGCUAAGACACCUAAGUACUAUUUGAAAAUGUUCUGUGUGAAAGAAGCUCAAGAUUUGGCAAGUUUAUAUGACAUCACAGAGUUAGGUUUUUUUCUUCUUGGACUCUGAGAUAAAUGUCAUCUUCAGUCAAAUAUCCUCAGAGGUAAUUAAACUAGAAGACCAUUUGUUUCUUUUCCCACCAAGUUUCCAAGAAUCUUUCAGUGAUUUACUCCUCAGACAAAACAGUUUUCAUUUGGUGUUCUGCUGUUAACGAGCAUUUGAUGAGUUGGCCAUCGACAUUCAGUGUGAUGGAAAACACACUGACCACUCAUCUCAUGUUUUAGAAUGAUUUCUCUUGUGGUGGGAAAUAAAUCCUGGCGGAUUACUUUGACUCUGUUUAAGCCACUUUGCUAUCAGGCCUUACAUAGUUUGUGUGCUUGAAUUAGUUUUAUUUUGAAAAAAUCUGAUGUUUCAGCAUUCUGGUUGCUGUUACGACAGGACAACACCACAACAUUAUUUAAAUUUGCCCAUCAUUGCACCUGCAGCACAGACUGACAGACUUAAAUUAACUGUGAAGUGAGACGUUGCUUUAUUAUUGCUAUAGUUGAAUCCUAUGGUUAAAACAAAAUUAUGAAAAUGAGCAAGUUCCGUUUCAAAAUAGAAUAUAAAGGCUUUUAUUGUGGAUGCUUGCUUAUCAUAGCAAGCAUUCUUUUGGCUAUUAUAUUGCUUAAAGAAGAAAGCAAAAAAAAAUUAAAACAAGUGAAAAAUAUCACAUUUUAAACUUUUAUUUUGAAAUGAUUUAAUGUGCCAAUUUGUUUACUCAUUGUUAGAGAAUGUGACCACAUUCUACUGCAUCUUUGCACUGCAUGAGCAUAAGAUUCUACUUUUUCACCUCGUUCACUAAUUUAUAAAGCUAUUGAAGAUGUUUGUGAAUGUUUUCAAAACCUUUCGCUUCACUUCACUGCAAAUGUGAUUUUUCUCCAUUUUUUUAAUGUGUUAAAAUGUAAAAAGAUAUAUGUUUGUUUUAUAUUUUUGCUUGGUUGACUAUAUGCUAAAGAUUGAACGUGCUUGACUUAAAGCGAUGCUAUUGAACUUCCUUUGGUCAUAAUUUUUCCCGUACAUAUUUUAAACCUUUUGUUCAAAAUUAUUUCUGUGCUUUUAUUCUUGUGAAAUAAAAUGUUGUGAACAGAAACAUCCGA
Oryzias latipes (Japanese medaka) is the source of this 4664-nucleotide messenger RNA. It is a transcript of the gene ptgir, whose product is annotated as prostaglandin I2 receptor. NCBI's taxonomy places the organism in Eukaryota, Metazoa, Chordata, Actinopteri, Beloniformes, Adrianichthyidae. Gene Ontology annotation, biological process: adenylate cyclase-activating G protein-coupled receptor signaling pathway; positive regulation of cytosolic calcium ion concentration; negative regulation of smooth muscle cell proliferation. Gene Ontology annotation, molecular function: thromboxane receptor activity; prostacyclin receptor activity. Gene Ontology annotation, cellular component: plasma membrane. The record is from RefSeq and is a predicted model, not a curated record.